GGACACAGCAGAUCACCGAUCGACGGAAAGAGCCGAAGAUGUCGGCUCGGUCAUGUGAUCAGCUGUGUCCAAUCACAGCUGAUCGAAUGGGACAUGUACACUGAUCAUCAGGGCACUGAUGAUCAGUGUAACCCCAGCAGUGCCCCCUGACAGUGUCCAUCAGUGCCAGCUCUCAGUGCUCAUCCAUGGCACCUGCCAGUGCCCAUCAGUGCCACACCAAUGCCACAUAUCAGUGCCUACCAGUGCACAUCAAUGCCACAUAUCAGUGCCCAUCUGAGCUGCCUUUCAGUGUCACCCAUUAGUGCCAGUCAGUGCCACCCAUCAAUGCCAAUCAGUGCCACCUAUCAGUGCUGCCAAUCAGUG
This is a messenger RNA of Staurois parvus, 363 nucleotides long. Lineage: Eukaryota; Metazoa; Chordata; Amphibia; Anura; Ranidae. The record is from the annotation of a GenBank genome assembly.